This is a messenger RNA of Gilbertella persicaria, 2150 nucleotides long. RefSeq lists its product as uncharacterized. Gene Ontology annotation, cellular component: endoplasmic reticulum; lipid droplet; plasma membrane. Gene Ontology annotation, molecular function: long-chain fatty acid-CoA ligase activity. NCBI's taxonomy places the organism in Eukaryota, Fungi, Mucoromycota, Mucoromycetes, Mucorales, Choanephoraceae. The transcript has 8 exons. The coding region runs from base 31 to 2070 and encodes 679 amino acids. Gene Ontology annotation, biological process: long-chain fatty acid metabolic process; long-chain fatty-acyl-CoA metabolic process. The record is from RefSeq and is a predicted model, not a curated record.
CUUUUCCUUUUUUCUACUUUCAUAUAUACUAUGUCUGAUUUUAUUUCUGUAUCGAUUGGUCCUAACAUUCAAGGAGAAACACCUGUGCGUCGCUCUGUCUUGGCUGAAGAAGAGAUUGUGGAUACACCUGCUCAAGGUGUUCAUACUUUGUACGAUGUCCUUCAAUACUGUGUCAAAAGACGUGCUGACAAUCAUGCAAUGGGUUACCGUAAAGUAGAAAAGAUUGUGACUGAAAACAAAGAGAUCACCAAAAUGGUAGAUGGUGUUGAAACAAAACAAACCAAGUCCUGGAAAUACUUUCAAUUAUCUCCUUAUCAUUAUGUGACCUAUGCUGAAUUCUCUCAAAUGGCUCAUGACAUUGGCGCUGGUUUAAUUCAUUAUGGUCUGAAAGAGAAAUCUCGCAUUGAAAUCUUUGCUCCUACAAGUAUGGAUUGGAUGUCCAUAGCGCAUGGUGCGUUUACACAAAACAUUGCUAUUGUUACUGCCUAUGAAACAUUGGGUCACGAGGGUUUACUUCAUUCGAUGAAUGAGGCUGAAGUAGAAGCGAUCUUUACAUCUGCUGAACUCCUCAAGACAUUAGCCACUGUUUUACCCGAUGCUCAAAAGAAGGUUUCUCUUGUUGUUUAUACCGGUGAAGCUAAACCAGAAGAUUUAAAAAAGAUUCAAGAGGUCGUAGGACAAGACUGCCUUGUUUCGCUUGACCAACUCAAGACUGUGGGUCAACAACAUCCUACUAAGCCUAACAAACCAGGACGUGAUGAUUUAUGUUGUGUCAUGUAUACUUCAGGUAGUACAGGUGCACCCAAAGGUGUGAUUUUGAAUCAUUCCAAUCUAGUCGGAGCAAUUGCCGGUGUGGAUACACUUCUCGGUCAUAUUAUCAAUGAUGGUGAAGACUAUAUGAUGGCCUACCUUCCUUUAGCACAUGUACUUGAAUUCUUGGUAGAAAACCUUUGUUUGUUUUGGGGCGUCGUGUUGGGAUAUGGCUCACCUCGUACACUGACCGAUACCUCUGUUCGUAACUGUAAGGGUGACAUCAAGGAAUUCAGGCCUACGUUAAUGACAGGUGUGCCUGCUGUUUGGGAAUCUAUUCGAAAAGGUGUAUUAGCCAAUGUAGCCAAAAUGAGUCCUGCAGCGCAAGCUAUCUUUCAUCGUGCCUUUGCUACUAAAUCUUGGUUAAUGGAGCGUGGCUUACCUAGUGGCUUUUUAGAUACCAUGGUCUUCAAUAAGGUUAAGGAACAAGUAGGUGGUCGAUUCCGUCUAGGUUUAGCUGGUGGUGCACCUCUUGCUCUUGAGACACAAAAGUUUUUAUCUGUCACAUUGAACCCUAUUUUAAACGGUUAUGGCAUGACUGAAAGUUGCGGUAUGUGUUGCAUUAUGGCACCUGAGCACUUUUCUUUAGGUUCAGUCGGAGGUCCUGUUCCUUGCUGUGAGAUCAAGUUAGUCGAUGUACCUGAAGCCAACUACCUAUCCACCAAUGAGAAACCUCAAGGAGAAAUCUGGGUCCGCGGAUCACCUGUGACCAAGGGGUAUUUUAAGCAAGAUGAAUUGACCAACGAGGCUAUUACCGAAGAUGGUUGGCUUCGCACUGGUGAUGUAGGUGAAUGGAACAGCGACGGCUCAUUGUCUGUGAUUGAUCGUAUCAAGAACUUGGUCAAACUCAGUCAUGGUGAAUACAUUGCUUUAGAGAAACUAGAGUCGGUCUAUAAGACGGCUUUAGGUGUUGGUAAUAUCUGUGUCUAUGGCGAUUCUCUCCGUCCUCGUCCAGUUGCUAUCGUAAUGCCUAUUCGAUCUGGACUUGAGCAGCUGGCAAGUCGUCUUGAUAUCCAUCAGUCCUUUGAAGAGUUGUGUGACAAUGAAGACAUCAAAAAGGCAUUUUUAGUGGAAUUACAGAAACAAGGAAAUCAAGCCGGUCUCAAACCUGUUGAAAUCGUACAUGAUGUUUAUCUCACUCAUGAGGAAUGGUCAUCUGAAAAUGGUCUUUUGACAGCUGCACAGAAAUUAAAGCGUAAUGCCAUCAACAAACAAUACAAAGAACAACUUGAUGCCAUGAAUGCUUCACAAAAAGCUUAAUAAAUAAACAAAAUAAAAAUAAAAAAUAAAAAAUAAAUAAUAAAUAAUAAAUAAUAACAAUAGCAUUUUAUAGAUUCAAA